Molecule: messenger RNA, 1844 nt
Organism: Drosophila hydei
Lineage: Eukaryota; Metazoa; Arthropoda; Insecta; Diptera; Drosophilidae
Gene: Mapmodulin
Product: acidic leucine-rich nuclear phosphoprotein 32 family member A
Exons: 8
Coding region: 477-1583 (368 amino acids)
Cellular component (GO): nucleus
Molecular function (GO): histone binding
Source: RefSeq, a predicted model, not a curated record
UAAAAUUCUUAUCGCACAUCCCUGGCGCUUUAUACUGGUUGCUUUUUUGUUGGUUGUUGUUGUUGUUGGUUGGAAAAUACAAUUAAAAAUUGAUUUCAAUAUUUAAAUAUUCAAAGUAUCAAGACAACAACAACGCGGCGGGUGGCGGCGUCAAAAAUACCGAGGAAGCACAAAAAGAAAAAUUUGCAAGGUGUUUGUGAGUGCGCGAGUGUGUGCGUAAGUGUGUGUUUGUGUGUAUGUGUGUGUGUGUGUGACAACGACGAGCAACGACUUUGCUGCUCUGCCGCUGCUUCUGGUGCGUGCGCGCUGUCGCAAGGGACCAACACACAUUCAAGUAAAUUGCCAUUGUAUUAGUGUAUCCUUUGGCAUUUCUGCGAGCUUGGUUGGAAGUGCGAGAGAAAAUUCACUUUUACCAAAUCAUAAACAAGUGCAGCUGAAAUCGUUUUAGAAAAAAAUCAAAAACCACACCAAAUAAAAUGGAGAAAAGAAUAGAAUUGGAGAGACGCGCACGCAAAGCGAAUCAGAUCUCAGAAUUGAAUCUGGAUAACUGCAGGAGUACACGCAUUGUUGGCCUUACAGAUGAAUAUACCGCCUUGGAAUCAUUAAGUUUGAUAAAUGUGGGUUUGACCACACUCAAAGAUUUCCCCAAGUUACCCAAUUUAAAGAAAUUGGAAUUAUCCGAUAAUCGAAUUUCAAGUGGCCUAAACUAUUUAACGACCAGCUCAAAAUUACAAUAUCUUAAUUUAUCUGGUAAUAAAAUCAAGGAUUUGGAAACGCUGAAGCCCUUAAAGGAAUUCAAAAACUUGAGUGUAUUGGAUCUAUUCAAUAAUGAUGCCACUCAAGUGGAAAAUUAUCGUGAGAAAAUCUUCAAGAUGUUGCCCUCGUUAAACUUUCUGGAUGGAUUUGAUUGUAAUGAUGAGGAGGUUCAAUCGGACGGCGAUGAUGAUGAGGAGGUCAACGGCAAUGACUCAGAGGACGAAGAUGAGCGCAGUGCCUUCUGUGUAAAUGGUUUAGAAAUCGAUUUAGAUGAGCUCGAUGCAUUGGAGCAGCGUAUUAAAGCCAAGAAACGUUUGCAGGAAACACAAGAGCAAAAGCCUCCUGAUGCUGAUAAUGAUGAAGUAGACGAAUUAGACGAAUAUUUAAAAGAAUUGCAAAUCAAAGAGAAAGCAAAGCUCGACAGCCAAUCUGUGAUAGAGCCUAACCAUCCAACAGUACAGCCGAGUAGCAACCAAUCAAGCACGAAUUUUGCAAUUUUAAUCUAUUGGUUUUUAGCAAUAUUAAAUCUGGCGAAUGCCGCCUAUUUUUCUGGUGAUGAUGACGACGAGGAGGGUGGCGACAGCGAUGAGAGUGAAGACGGCGAUGUAUCCCUGGCGGAGGUCUAUAAUGAUGAUCUAGAGGAAGACAAUUCCGAUUGGGAGGAAGGCGAGGGCGGCGGCGAGGAUGAUGAGGAUGAGGAUUCAGAUAUUGAUGAGGCCGAUGGUGAGGCAAAUGAAUCGGCUGCAUCGGCCAAUGCCAAUGAGAAGGCUGCCGAGAAGCCCGAUGAAUCGCAAGCUAGGGGCAAGAAGAGAAAGCAUGAUGGUUAAAAGCAACAUGAUCUACAAACUGUAUCGUCUUUGUACGUUAUAAAUUUAAAUAUAUACACCAAUACAAACAAACACAUUCACACUCACAUACUAAAUACAGCAAACACAAAAAGAAAUCACAUCAUAUUUUGAUAAAACAAAAAUGAAAAACAAUACAAAAAAGGAGAAAAUAAGAAAGGCUCCAUUAGAAAAAGGAAAUCAACAUUUGUUUCGUUACAUUUUAAGCUAAUUAUUCUAAAAAAAAAAAAAAAAGAAAAACAA